This is a messenger RNA of Lates calcarifer (barramundi perch), 5187 nucleotides long. RefSeq names its product KN motif and ankyrin repeat domains 1a (gene kank1a). Gene Ontology annotation, molecular function: protein binding. Gene Ontology annotation, biological process: negative regulation of actin filament polymerization. The coding region runs from base 319 to 4308 and encodes 1329 amino acids. Gene Ontology annotation, cellular component: cytoplasm; cytoskeleton. The record is from RefSeq and is a predicted model, not a curated record. The transcript is spliced from 12 exons. Lineage: Eukaryota; Metazoa; Chordata; Actinopteri; Centropomidae.
GCUGCUGAAGCGCUGCAAGUACAAAGAGGCUGCUGGUGGUGCGGACGAGGCGUGCUGCGUGCCACGGGGACUGAAGUAUAAACUUGUACAGUUUUAUCUGACUUUAUUACAUUAGUCGGACAAUUUUCCCUUCAAGAACUUCACUCUAAGGAUAAUCAGUCGAGUUAACAGAGAGGAGGAGUUGCAUUCAAGUCCAAAAAGAGCCUGGGAGACACUUGGCGUCGGUUUGCAGGUUGCAUGGUAAUCUGGACUUGAUGCAUGGCAGUUGCAUGACCGCAGUAGGUCUUGUUGUGGGACUGAGAGCGCACAGCUGCAGCCAUGGCUCAAACCAUACACGUGAAUGGCAGUGGCCCAGAAAGAGGACAAAGAUGCCCAAGCACAGAGGACGAGAAGGACUCCGUGGCCCCCUACUAUGUUGAAACUCCUUAUGGUUAUCAGUUAGACCUGGACUUCCUCAAAUAUGUCGACGACAUCGAGAGGGGCAACACCAUCAAGAAGCUGAGUAUCCAGAGGAAGCCCAAAGUGGCCAAACCCUUGGCAGUGCCCCGGGGCAGCACUGGCGGGGGCAGCACUCAGGCUGAAUGGACCUCCACCGACUCCUUGUCCUCCUCCAACAGCGACGACAAACAGUCCCCAGUCUUCUUCACCUCCAGGCCCCCGGUGGCUGCGCCGCUGACCCCCACCCUCUCCCGUGCGACCGGUGAAGCCCCCCUGCAGCAGUCCUACUCGAUCGUCGCGGAGCAGAAACAGCUCCUGCCCCCGCCCUCGCCCAGGUUUACCCCUCGCCACAACCCCCAAGUGGAGAAGACCCUCAUGGAGACGCGUCGCCGGCUCGAACAGGAGCGUCUGCUCAUGCAGCCGCUCAGCGAGCCUCCGAUGCCGCGCCGCCGCCUCGCCAGCUUCGGUGGCAUGGGCUCCAGCAGCUCGCUGUCCUCUUACUCUGGCUCCGUUGCCCCGAGUCAGAUCUCCCCCAGCGCCCACCAGCCUCUCCCCAUCAACGGUCACCUCCCCAAUGGAGAGUAUAACCCCUACUACCCACCAUCCAUGGGCAGCUCCAUCCGCCACAGCCCGAUGAGCUCCGGCAUGGCCACGCCUGUGACAAACGUCAGCCCGCUACACCUUCAGCAAAUCCGGGAGCAGAUGGUAGUGGCCCUCAAGAGGCUGAAAGAGUUAGAGGAGCAGGUGAAAACCAUUCCUAUCUUACAGGUUAAGAUUGCCGUUCUUCAGGAAGAGAAAAGACAAUUGGCCGCUCAAUCCAAAAAUCAAGGUCCUGGAGGUUUUCGUAAGCGUUCCUACAGUGUAGGCAGUGUUGACCAAAUGGAGAACCCAGGCCCCAUUCAAAAGGAACCGGAGCUGCACAUCAUGGAGCCUGAAGCCCAGGAGCAGAGCGCACAGCGGCUGGAGGAGUUCAGACGUCUGGCUGCGGAGGUCCAAGCUCUGGAGAAGACGACCCAGGACAGUAAUAUAAAUGAAACUCAGCCUCACAGCUUCACACAAAACCAAGCCCACCAAAAGUCCAUUGGCAUAGUUACAGAUGAGAACAUGAACAACCUGUCUAUCAGUCAGAGGAAGCUAACUAACGAACGCUGUCUCCGAGAUGCAGGAGUGGUGACGGAGCGGCAGGAAAUGCGCAGCGCUGCGGUUGGCGUGACCGAGGCCAUGCUGGGCAUGACCAGUGAAGCUGAGAAGGAGAUCGAUCUCCAGCAGCAGACCAUCGAAGCCCUGAAGGAGAAGAUCUACCGCCUGGAGGUUCAGCUGAAAGAAACCACCCACCAGAUGGAGAUGGGAAAGCUGAAACUGGAGCUCCAGGCGGCUGGUGGGUCAAACAAGAAGAAAGCGGACAAAGGUUCGAUGGCCAGGCCGGAGAUGUACAACGCCUGCGUCGAGGCGAAAGUCCAGAUGCGCAGCCACGGCGUGGGCGACCACCUGGAGUUCAGCCAUCUUAGCACAGCUAAAACUACACAAAGCCACAGCGUAGGAGUGUCCUGUCAACCCAGUGUCACCAGCAUCGCCACAGGCCCAGAGAUCCCUAUGGACCGGUGGGUGGUGCACGAGCGUGUGGAGGUGACAGACCAGUGUGUAGGGAGGCGGGUGGAGAUGUGCCACCAGCAGGUCGGCGUAGAGCUGAAUGUUUGUGAGGUGGGAGUGAACACGGAGGAGUCGGUGGACAGCUUGGCCCUCUGCAAACCCACGACAGAACCGAGCAAAGAGUGGAGGUCGGUCGGCUGUGGAGAUUGUUCAGUGGAUGUGAUCGUCAGUCCCAUCAAGACGCUGGUGUCGCAAGGAACUGACCCAGAUUUGGUGAGCAAAGUGGACUCUGGUGUCACGGCUGCUCCCGAGUUGGUAAGUCAGCAAACAAAUACUGAGACGGAAGUUGCGAGCAAAUCCACCAACACAAAAACAGUUGUCCUAACAGACUCUUUCACUGACAUGGCGCUGGUCACUUGUGAUAAACACACCAACACAACUGUGACUGAAACGAGGACGGUCGCUGCCGGAGAGGGACUCGUCAAAGACGUUCACUCGACGGCAAAGAUGCGUUCGAUUGCUGUGGGAACCACCACAGACGUGGAGUCGUUCCUCGGCAAAUCGAGCUCAACUAAAACCAAAGAAUGCGGGGUGGGACCAGUUAGCAUCCACGAGAACUUCCUGGUCGGCUUAAAAACCAGGAACAUAGCGUGCGGCCCCUCCCAGCUACCUGAAUCUGUCACAACCAGCAGCAAGGAGACCGUGGCGGAGGUUAAAACGGAGCCUGCGCCGCUGCAAGCUCAGGCCCAAGGCGGCGUCGGACUGGACCAUUACAUCGAGAGGGUGCAGAAGCUGCUGCAGGAGCAACAGAUGCUGCUGGCGGAGAACUACAGCGAGCUGGCAGAGGCUUUCGGUCAACCCCAGUCCCAGUUCGGAUCCAUCAACAGUCAGCUGGUCAGCACCCUGUCGUCCAUCAACUCCGUCAUGAAGUAUGGAAGCGUUGAGGACAUCCUCAAGCUGCAGUCGGACUGUGCAGGCUCAGAUAAAGAGAUCAGUCAGCAGUGUCUCUCUGUCCGGACGGAGCAGAUGGAGAAGACUUCACCAGCAGAAAAACCUGCACAGCAGCAACAGCAGAUCAGUGCAGCCGAGCAGAAGAGCCGGAUGGACCUGCAGAUGUCUACAGCGCUGCACGGGCAGCCAUGCAGUCAGAGCACCCUGAAAUCCAUCAUGAAGAAGAAAGACGGCCGACCCGACUCCAACGGCACCAAGAAGAACCUGCAGUUUGUCGGGGUGAACGGAGGGUACGAGACUACGUCGAGCGACGACUCCAGCUCGGAGGACAGCAGCUCCUCCGGGUCGGACGAGGAGGAGGAGGAGGAAGAUGAGGAGAAGGAGCGCGGAGGAAAGGAAGGAUAUAAGAACGUGGAGGGAGAGAGCACCAGGGAGGAGUUCCAGCCUGAGGGAGCCGAGGAUGUGGACAAGAAGGAGGAAGAGGAAAGUUCAGAGAAGCAGGAGACGAGAGAGAGGUAUGAGCUAAGUGAGAAGAUGCUGGCUGCCUGCAACGUUCUCAAAACUCACCUCAGUGACACAAAGGCUGUGAGCAGCAAAGAUCUGAGAGCCUGUCUGAACACGGUGCAGCACGAGUGGUUCCGUGUGUCCAGCCAGAAGGCGGCGGUGGCGGCUAUGGUGGAGGACUAUCUGACGGCCUUCGGCGCCGUCUCGCCGGCCGUCCUGCGCCACAUCGUCAACAUGGCCGACGGCAACGGCAACACGGCGCUGCACUACAGCGUGUCGCACUCCAACUUCCAGGUGGUGAAGAAGCUGCUGGAUGCAGAUGUGUGCAACGUGAACCAGCAGAACAAGGCCGGAUACACGCCCAUCAUGCUCGCAGCGCUGGCGGCCGUGGAGACGCCAAAGGACAUGAGGAUCGUGGAGGAACUCUUCAGCAAGGGCGACGUCAACGCCCGAGCCAGCCAGGCCGGUCAGACGGGGCUGAUGCUGGCGGUCAGUCACGGCAGGAUGGACAUGGUGCGGGCGCUGCUGGCUCACAGCGCCGACGUCAACAUCCAGGACGACGAGGGCUCCACGGCGCUGAUGUGCGCCAGCGAACACGGACACGUGGAGAUCGUCAAACUGCUGCUGGCUCAACCGGGGUGCGACGCCACGCUCAGCGACAGCGAUGAGAGUAACGCUCUGUCCAUCGCUCUGGAAGCAGGACACAAGGACAUCGCAGUGCUGCUCUAUGCACACGUCAACUUCUCCAAAGCCCAGUCGCCGGGAACCCCUCGACUCGGCAGGAAGAUGUCGCCCAGUCCCACCCGGAGAAGCAUGUUUGAUUAGACGCCCCCCCACCCACAGAAACCCUGCGCUGCUAUUGGUCCACGCUGAACGAUGCCUUACCCACAGCUGGAUGAGGAACUAAUUAACCCCAAGUACUAACAAACAAACCAAUCAACCAAUGAGAUUUCUGGAAGUGUUUUUUUUUCCUUCUUUUUUUAAUUUAUGUGCACACUUCUUCCUCGCCUCCACGUCGAGCCCAAAGUGCCCUUUGAAUAUGAAUGUAACCAGCUGGUGCCUCGAGUCCUGACACAUUCAAACAAUCAGCAAACCACUGGAGUUCACACCAACAUGGACACAUUCAGCUUUUCUUUUUAGUUUUUCUCCUUUUUUUGGCAAUUUGACCUUUUUUUUUUUAUUCCUAAGCUCAAUGUUGAUCAUUCAAGAGCAACAAAAACCCCUUCAUUUGUGAUUUUUUUUUAGCACAUCAGAGUAAACAGAUGGAGAAUAAUCCACCCACACGUUAGAGGAAAGUGUUUCCUGUAUAUAUUACUCGCCUCGACAUCAGCUCGGAUGAACGCAUCGAUGAGUAGACGUGACCUAGACUGGAGAAACUGUACUUUUAUACAAAUCCUUUGUAUCUAUUUAAAGAAAAAAAAAAAGAAGAAUCACAGUAUUUUGAAUAUUUCCUAUUACUACUUAACGAUCCAUGAAGUUAUAUAUUUAUCAAAAGUAUAGUUUUUAAUGCAGAUAUAUGUAUUUCAUUGUACAUACGGUGGUUACAGUAGUUUAGUUGUCUUCUCUCUCUGUCUCUCAUGUGUAAUAUAAACCGUCUGUCCUGCUCUAGUGUUUCAUCCAGGUACUGACUUUCAUCUUCGAAUGAGAAUUGAAGUGCCUGAGACUUUGCCAUAUAACAAAUAAACAUCGAUUAAAGAAUUUAAA